AUGCUUUAGUAAAUUGUGUCAUCACACCUAAGCCAGUUUUCCUGUAGUGUUUCAGACCAGCAGACCACAGUUUUUACCAAGCUAAAGUGACGAAGAUGAACCGGAGGAUGCUCUGUAUCACCCUCUUCAUUGCUGUACUGCCUUGUAUGGCUAAAGAGUUUCCCGCUCCAGUGAUAAAGCUGAACUCCUCUCCUCUGAAUGGAUCUGAGAUGGUCUGGUCAGCGAAGGAACCCUUGCGUCUGCUCUGUGAGGGACAGGAGGAGAUCAUGUGGAGGACACGACUCGCCCGACUGCAGAAACACGUCUCCCGAACGGUCCUCUCGGUCCCAGAGCCCAGCGCAGAGCACACGGGGACGUACCGCUGCAGUUACAAGAGUCAAACACACCUGUACUCAGAGAUACACAUAUAUGUUAAAGAUUCUGUCAAAGCCUUCACUAGCCCUCAAAACCCAGUGAUAGUUGAGAAAGAAGGCUCAAACCACUGGCUGGACUGCUUGGUGACGGACCCAGCGAGUACUGAGUUCUCCCUCAAGAUGGGGAACGGGUCAGACGUCCCGUCCAUGAUCAAUUAUACUGCGGAUCCCAAACGUGGCAUUCUGAUACAAAACCUUCAGCCUAGCUACGACGGAGAUUAUGUGUGUACUGUGAAGAUUAAUGGAGUCCAAAUGCAGUCUGAUGUCUUCAGAGUCACUGUCCUAGAAAAAGCGCAGCAGCCGCCGCCACUGUCACUUCCAGACCAUCAGUAUGUGCGAAUCGUUGGUGAAACGCUGCGUAUCCCUUGUUACCUCGAAAACCAAGAUCAUUCAUUCAACAUCACCUGGAGCUCAUCAGAAAAGGUACUGAAUCAUGAAACAAAGAAAGACAAAAGGUGUGACAUUUGCUUCACUUCCCUUUUGACUCUUCAUGAAGUCAACAUGUCUGACUCAGGGAAUCUAACCUGCACCGGGCAGAAUAAAGCUGGACAAAACAGCGUCACUGCAGUUCUUACAGUUGUAGAUAAACCUUACAUUAAACUUACUCCCAUCCUGUCCUCUGAACACAAGGUGAAUAGAACGGAUAUUGAGGUGAUGCAAGGGGAUAUUGUUAAACUUAGUGUGCAAAUUGAAGCAUAUCCAGAAGUUAAAUGGACACGCUGGAAAACUCCCGAAUCGAAUCACACCCACGAGGAAACAUUUCUCAGGAUACAUAAAAGUAACAGUUACUUGUCCACAAUCCUGCUGAGAAAAGUUGGAGUGCAAGAAUAUGGUCACUACAUCUUCACUGCCAGAAGUGCCAGUGUCAAUGCCUCAAUUAUUUUUACAGUUCAUGUCUACCAUAAGCCUAAUGCUGUAAUUAAGAGGGAAAAUGGAGUUACCACUUGUGAGGCGAUUGGUUAUCCCGUACCGAGGAUUCAGUGGUUCCAGUGUGAAGAUGCCAGAGCUAUGUGUAAAUACAACCAUACAUCCGCUGUGGAAUUAAAAUCCACCCAGUCCACUUUUGGGCACGGCCGAGGGCAUGGACCAGUGCUGGUGAAGAGUGUGUUACCAGUGACUAACGCAAACACUAAUUUAACCUUUGAGUGUGUGGCUACAAACAUUGCUGGAGAAGAUCGUGAUAGCUUCACCUUUACAAUUUCAUAUGUUCCUGGCAAUACAUCCGUGUGGUCGACUUCAGUGUUGAUCACUGUUGUUCUCUCUGGAGCCUUCACUGUGAUGAUCUUAUGGAUGUUGAUCCUUUUCUACAAACACAGAAAGGCACAGAAAUAUGAAAUCCAAUGGAAAAUCAUUGAAGUGAAUGAUGGGAACAAUUACACAUUCAUUGACCCCACCCAACUUCCAUACAACAACAAGCUGGAGUUUCCUCGAAAUAAGCUGAAGCUUGGACAAGUUCUAGGAGCAGGAGCUUUUGGGAAGGUGGUGCAAGCAACCGCUUUUGGGCUUGUCAAGGAUGAAACCGUUACACGAGUGGCAGUGAAAAUGCUCAAGCCCAGUGCUCGCUUUGAAGAAAAAGAAGCACUCAUGUCUGAGCUGAAGAUCUUAAAUUACAUCGGGCCGCAUGACAACAUCGUCAAUCUGCUGGGGGCGUGCACUCAGGAAGGACCGAUGCUGAUGAUCACAGAGUACUGCUGUCACGGGGACCUCCUCAACUUCUUACGUCAACGAGCAGAAACAUUUGCAAACACUUUUCUUGGUCUUCAAGGUUUCCCAGAGGAUUCAAACCUCUACAAGAAUGUGACCGUUCAAAAUAACCAUUCUGCAAGGUAUGUUCAUGUCAAGUCAACCUUUAUUUUUAUAGCACAUUUAAAAACAGCAGAAGUUGACCCAAAAACACUGGAGACGUUGGAGACCAUGGAGAUGAAGACGCUGGAGUGGAGACUGGAGAAUGGUCAUUGGAGAAUCAAGGAAAUCAAUAGCAGGCUGCAGGUGUCAUUGGGAUGGACAGGGUCAGAAACUGGAGCUCCCACUGGACUCUGGAGGAGGACGGAGACUGGACAUUCAGGCGCGGUGGCGGCCAUCUUGCACAAGGGCUCAGGCGCGGUGGCGGCCAUCUUGCACAAGGGCUCAGGCGCGGUGGCGGCCAUCCUGGACGAGGGCUCAGGAAUGGCGGUGGCCAUCUUGGACGAGGGCUCUGGCGCAGCGGCGGCCAUCUUGGGACGAGGCUCUGGAACGGUGGCGGCCAUCUUGGGACAAGACUCUGGAAUGGCGGCGGACGUCUUGGGACGAGACUCUGGAACGGCGGUGGCCAUCUUGGCACGAGGCUCUGGAAGGGCGGUCUCGGCAGAACGAGACUCUGGAAGGGGGGCGGCCAUCCUGGACGAGGGCUCAGGAAUGGCGGUGACCAUCUUGGACGAGGGCUCUGGCCCAGCGGCGGCCAUCUUGGGACGAGGCUCUGGAAUGGCGGCGGCCAUCUUGGGACGAGGCUCUGGAACGGCGGCGGCCAUCUUGGGACGAGACUCUGGAACGGCGGUGGCCAUCUUGGGACGAGACUCUGGAACGGCGGUGGCCAUCUUGGGACGAGACUCUGGAACGGCGGUCUCAGCAGAACAAGACUCUGGAAGGGCGGCGGGCAUGACGGAAAGGGAAUCCGAAUCUGCUCCUCCUAUGUGGAUCGUCCAGAGGAGACGGAGACACGGAGACGCGGAGACGCUGGAGACGCUGGAGACGCUGGAGACGCUGGAGACACGGAGACACGGAGACGCUGGAGACGCUGGAGACACGGAGACACGGAGACACGGAGACGCUGGAGACGCUGGAGACGCUGGAGACGCUGGAGACACGGAGACACGGAGACGCUGGAGACGCUGGAGACACGGAGACACGGAGACACGGAGACACGGAGACACGGAGACGCUGGAGACGCUGGAGACGCUGGAGACCAGAGGAGUUCCUCUUCGAAUGACGUGCAGGAUCACUUGUCAUGGCUCAGAGAGCUACAACGACGCACAAUCAACACGGAUGUCAAGAGACCUUUGUCAGGAAUCUUGCAAUGAAGGAGGGGAGGACGUGUGGUCAUUGGAUAGUAUUGAUUUGCUGAAGUUCUCCUAUCAAGUCGCACAGGGAAUGGAAUUCCUAGCCUCCAAAAAUUGUAUUCACAGAGAUUUGGCUGCACGGAACGUUCUUGUGUCUGACCGCAACAUUGUGAAGAUCUGUGAUUUUGGCCUUGCACGAGACAUCAUGAAUGACAUGAAUUAUGUAGUGAAGGGAAAUGCUCGGCUGCCAGUAAAAUGGAUGUCACCUGAAAGCAUUUUUGAAUGUCUUUACACAGUACAGAGUGAUGUCUGGUCAUAUGGUGUCCUUUUGUGGGAGAUCUUUUCCUUGGGUAUGAGUCCUUACCCUAAUGUUGUGAUUGAUGCACAAUUCUAUAAGAUGAUUAAAGAUGGUUAUCACAUGCCACAACCAGAUUUUGCCCCUCAUGAAAUGUACACGAUGAUGAAAACGUGCUGGAGCCUGGAACCAACUCUGCGUCCCACCUUUGCCAACAUCAGAGCAUUUAUUGCAAAUUUGCUGCCAAAGCAAUCCAGCCAGAACAAUGAAACGAUGUAUCCAGAGUUUCCGAGGCUCCCGACGGCGUCCCAUGUCGGCAGAGACGAGGCCCAGCCUUUAAUGAGGAACAGUUUGACCUAACAAAAUAUGCUUUAAUUUUUCAUGUCUGUAUUUAGAACUAGAGCUAACAAGACAAGUCCAAUUUCCAUAUACUGCAUGCUUUGUGUUUUGUUUUUACAUUUAUAACAAUGUAAUAUCAUGCUAUAUGAUUUUGUGAUUCUUUUA
This is a messenger RNA of Rhinichthys klamathensis goyatoka, 4247 nucleotides long. It is a transcript of the gene csf1rb, whose product is annotated as colony stimulating factor 1 receptor, b. The transcript has 25 exons. Gene Ontology annotation, cellular component: signaling receptor complex; CSF1-CSF1R complex. The record is from RefSeq and is a predicted model, not a curated record. Gene Ontology annotation, biological process: cell surface receptor protein tyrosine kinase signaling pathway; positive regulation of kinase activity; protein phosphorylation. Gene Ontology annotation, molecular function: macrophage colony-stimulating factor receptor activity; cytokine binding; ATP binding. The coding region runs from base 96 to 4103 and encodes 1335 amino acids. Lineage: Eukaryota; Metazoa; Chordata; Actinopteri; Cypriniformes; Leuciscidae.